AUGGAGCUGCACACCAAGUUCACUGAACCGGCAAGGAAAAGAAAAGUUGCUAAGAUAGUAGAGGACAUCCUUGUUGAGGAAGGUCACCCACGUGAAAAGGUUAGAGAUGCAAGAGCUGCAAGGGAUGCAGUUGAAAAGGCGAAGAAACAAAAGACUGCACCUGCUCCAAUCAAAGUGAAGGUGACAGGGUCUUCUCCCGCUCCAGUGAAGACACCUCCUACUGAAUCAGAACCCUCUAGUUCAUCUACAAAAGGGAAAGGUGUUCUGAGGAAGAAUCAGAAACCCCAAAGGGAGUAUGUGGCAGUUUCUCUGGUGGCAUCUAAAACUGAGUCAGAUGCAGACAUUCCAAAUGCAUCGAAGAAAGGAGAGUUUGCUAGGGUUAUCCGGAAACCUCAAUGCAGUGCUGAGAAGAAAGAGCAGAAGGAGAAGAAAGCAAAGUCCGAUCUUGUAUCAACAAGUAAGCCUAAGCGAGGAAAGAAGAUAAAAUAUGACUUGGAUGAGGCAAUAGAAUCUGGUAAGAUGAAGACCACCCAAACAGAGUAUCAUAUUAUUCCUCCUUUGUCUACUCAAGAGUUAAUAGAUGAAAUUAUUAAAGAUGGAAAUUUGAAGAACAUUUUUGUAUAUUAUAAAAAUAUGGAUGAUAAGAGAAAAUCUGCUAGUCAAAUGCAUAGAGAAAUAAAGGAGAGUCAACUGGUUAAUCAGUGCACCAGUAUCACUAUUGAGGAAAUUGAUAGAUUAAUUUUGUUAGCAAAUAAAAAAGAAUUCGGGAGCACGCACGGAGUCAACAGCCUGAUGGUUGGAAGAGUCGAAGAAAUAAGGAGAGAAACCAGUGCAAUCUGGAAUAAGUUUCUCACUAAGAACCGGCUAGUAGAAACUGUUUCACGAGAUGAAGCCACUCAGUCAAAGAAUUCUUUGGUAAAUGAUGUAAAUAAGGAGGAGGACACUCAGGAUGUUGCAGAGCAACAAAUUUUGGAUUCUGUAGAGGUUAAGCCUGUUAAGGAGAAUGAUAAAUCAGUCGAAGAAGAGGAUGGUGCACCAAGUGGUGACACCGGUGCACAGGAGGCACCCAAAGAAGACAAAACUAGACAGGUUGAGGCUGAGAAAAAGGAAGAAGAAAAAUAG
Molecule: messenger RNA, 1122 nt
Organism: Cryptomeria japonica (Japanese cedar)
Lineage: Eukaryota; Viridiplantae; Streptophyta; Pinopsida; Cupressales; Cupressaceae
Exons: 2
Coding region: 1-1122 (373 amino acids)
Source: RefSeq, a predicted model, not a curated record